CAUAUGUGAGCUACAGUGAGAUAUGGACAUCUAUAAAUGAUGACAUCGUUUUGGAUAUCAGGACUGACGGCAGCUUUUUAGAGUACAUUGUAAACGUAAAAAGUGAUGUCGACAUUAGCAGUGCCCGUUUCUGUGAAGAGGAGUUCCUCCCAGAGGUCACCACCCCGGGCCAAGAGAGGGGCCGAUGUCAGGAGGACAAACAGCUUCAACCUCCUUGCCAGGCCCAGCAAACCGGGGGAUCGCCUGAACGUGGAGUUGCUUUACAGUCUUACUCCAUAUAAAGAAAAUGUGGAUGAAGUCUCGGAAUAUGCUCGCUCAAUACUGAUUAACGCAAUUAAAAUGGAACCCCAUGUGCAUGACAUUUUCUUUCCGAACGAGAAUCCAGACCCUGUGUUAGAUUAUCUAGAUACCCGAGGGUUUCCAAUGGACAAACUUGCAACGGCUUUGGUUGCUGAAAGCAUAUCAAAGAUAAAAGACGAGUAUAAGUUUCAUCAAAUGAUUGAUAAAAGCUCGCUACAAGAUGUGUUGAGAGAUAUUUAUAAUGGUCUGCAAUGGAAAAAACUCGGUUUCUGUCUCUACUCGUUGACAUAUCCAGAUGUGGUCAGAGACCAGAAAACGGGGGUCUGUCUACGAGAUUUCAUCGACGACAAUGGGCACGUCUGGGCAGAGAAACUCCUGGCCCACAUUAUGGAGCCUCGCUGGACUCUAAUGUGGAUGUUCCGUAUAGUGCGAGGACAGUGCACGGAGGCGGACUAUAACAGAGAAAUGAACGCUCUCUUUGUCAAAAUCCACCUUCUGGACCCGCAAGUGGUUAUACCAGCCUUCCAGUUCCUGCUCAACCAGAAAGCACUUCCGUCAGUAAAUUUAGAGCUAGCAACAAGGAACUACCUUGGCGGGUCUUUAGACUCCUCCCUCUUAGACGAGGAAGUAAUGGCGGCUGAACACAAAGACUCGGUACCUCUGAACGCCUCACGGAUCAGCCUCUCCGACCUGGAGGUGACCCACGGGGUGGAGGUAGAGGAAUUUAUCACCAGUGAAUGCAGAACUCUUGACAUCUGGAACGAAAAACGGCCUGAAAACUCCAAACUCUCCAAAGCACGUGACCGAUGUGUCGUCAUGUGAUUGUGCGUUGUGUAUUAGCCAAACCUACUUUUACUUUUAUGCUCUUUAUUUCAGCAGCUAGAAUGUUUUAUAUAUGUCUCAGAUCUACAUCCUUGUAAAUAGUUUUGAUGCAUUUGACAAGUAUUAAUACUCAUUAAAAUAUUAUUUUCAUGUUAA
This is a messenger RNA of Magallana angulata, 1278 nucleotides long. RefSeq lists its product as uncharacterized. Lineage: Eukaryota; Metazoa; Mollusca; Bivalvia; Ostreida; Ostreidae. The transcript is spliced from 5 exons. The record is from RefSeq and is a predicted model, not a curated record. Bases 106 to 1122 code for a protein of 338 amino acids.